UAAAAUUCUUUCAGGGAAUAUUAAGCAAAGAUCAAUCAAGGGUGUAUGAAGGAUGACAAGCAAAAGGACACCUCCUCAGAAAGAAGCUGAUGGCUCUCUAUUUCUUUUUUCGGCCUUUUCACCCGUACCUGGCAAGGCGAAAAGAAAAGAGAGCAGCUGCGAUGGGAUGAAAUCACCGGAAAAAAUGAAAAAGCAGGUGUCCAAUGCUGGAGAAGAUAGGGCGAUGCUUUUGGGGUUCACAAUGAUGGUGCUCUCUGUAGUUAUGUUCUUCUUACUUGGAGUUACGAUUCUGAAGCCGUUCAUGCUCAGCGUCUGGAAUGAAGAGUCAAACUGCACAAUCCUACAAGCUGAUAUUAUGGAUGACUGGGUAGACUGUUCAUUCACAUGUGGUGUUGAUUGCCAUGGACAAUCCAAAUAUCCCUGCCUCCAGAUACUGGUGAACGUGUCUGGCUCGGGUCAUGUUGCUGCUUUGCAUUAUAAUGAAGAAGUGGUUCAGAUAAACCCAAAAUGCUUUUAUGUCCCAAAGUGCCAACGAGACAAGAAUGAGUUGCUGGAUGGAGUGCUUGACGUGAAACAAUACUUUGAGCAUAGGAAUGACACUCCUUUUGCAUGUUUCCACCAACCAGAGAGUCAGCCAGAAGAUGUCAUAUUGAUUAAGAAGUAUGACCGGUCAGUGGUCUUUCAUUGCCUUUUUUGGCCAACUCUCAUGCUGAUUGGAGGAGCCUCCAUAGUUGGUAUGGUAAAAUUAACGCAACAUUUAUCCUUAAUGUGUAUGCUCUACUGCAAUCCAACAAGAGAGGACCCUGGAAAUGUGACCCCACGUGUGGACUCCCAGCAGAGCAAACAAAGGAAGGAUGAGAGGACUCUAAGGUGGAGAUUAAAUUCCCAAAGUAUAAAUAAUGCACCAUUUAGCUGAAAAGAAGGCGUGUACAAAACAACCAUGUGAAAAUCUUUGUGUCAACCAGAAGUGUAGUAUCUAGUAACCAGCAGAAAAUUGUUUAUACUGUAUUAUAAAUAUGAGAGAGAAUAAUUUUUAGCUCUAAAUUGUUUUUUUAGAAAAAUGUAAAAAAUAGCACUGUGAUUUUUAUUCAUGAUUUAAAGUGUUUAUAAUAAACACA
Messenger RNA from Pseudophryne corroboree (corroboree frog), 1118 nucleotides. It is a transcript of the gene KCNMB3, whose product is annotated as potassium calcium-activated channel subfamily M regulatory beta subunit 3. Gene Ontology annotation, biological process: detection of calcium ion; potassium ion transport. The record is from RefSeq and is a predicted model, not a curated record. The transcript has 4 exons. Gene Ontology annotation, cellular component: membrane; voltage-gated potassium channel complex. Bases 53 to 916 code for a protein of 287 amino acids. Gene Ontology annotation, molecular function: calcium-activated potassium channel activity; potassium channel regulator activity. NCBI's taxonomy places the organism in Eukaryota, Metazoa, Chordata, Amphibia, Anura, Myobatrachidae.